AUGUCGGAUCAUAAUUUAAUCGAUGAACAACUCGUUUCGUUUGAUCAACAACAGCCAUCACCGACAAAAGCAAAAGCAAAUGAUGCAUUCGAAAAUCGUCUAUUAGAUGAUAUUGAUCCAUUCGGUAAUUGUAAUGGACAAGAUAAUCAUCAGAAUGGUACGAAUGACAAUAAGGAUUCUAAUUCAAAUCAAUUUUCCUUAACAAAUGAUCUUUUUCCAGUCGAUUUAAAUGAACAUAAAAAUGUUAACGAUACAGUUUCAUUACAUAACAAUGAUGAUUCUAAUAAUUCAUCGAUCCAUUCUCUAUCUCAAUCGAGUGGUAAUGUUGCCGACAAAAAUGCAUUAUUACUUGAACUUGAUCCUGAUGCUCCACCACCUGUACAUCUCACGAAAACGGAUACACCAUCGCCAAAUGAUCCAUUCAAACAAUUUUCUAAUAUAACAUCUCAACAAGAUAAUAGAAUCGAUGCUCUUCUCGAUUUCGGAGGUUCAAAUGAUGACGACGUCAAGCAAGAACAACACAUUAAUUUAGCAAGCUUUGAUAAUCUGAUUUCUGACGUUCAACAAUCACAUAAUGAUGAAAAUCUAAAUUUAUCUUCACAAUCAAAUGAAUUACAGCAGCAACUAUUACGGCAAGCAUCUGUAGAAUUUGAUAAUGCAGCACAAGAAUUAGCAGAAAAACUUGAUUUAAUUACUACACCAUCCCCAACAAUAACAUCUGCUCAUGAACAACGGCCAACGUUCGAUACUACUGAACUAUCAUCUGUAACUGAAACUCAAUCUGCUGCUGCUGCUGCUGCUACUACUGUUACUACAACAAAAUUAGAUUCAACUGUAUCACCAGCUAAAAAACCUGCAUCUAAUAUAACACGGCCAAGCAGUGCAGUGAAAACAAAGCCAACAUCAGCAACAUCAAAAAGUACAGAACAUAAACCAGCUGCUGCUCCUGCUUCUGCUACUUCAAAGAGCACAGAACAUAAACCAGUCACUACCACAACAACUAAAGCCACUGAACCAAAACCAGCAACACACCCAACUCGUAAAACACUUCAUCCAGGACCAGCAACUAGUGCAACAGCUUCUAAUAAAUCAAAACUAACACCUACUUCCCCAACGCAAGAAUCAUCAGCAACAGCAGUAGCAGCACCAAAACCAACACGUGAUGCUCCAGCUAAGCCCCAUUCAGCUACAACAAAACCAAAACUACCCGCUGCUAGUUCUGCUGCAUCAUCAACGACUACCACCACUACCGCUACGACGGCGGCGGUGGCAGCUCGAUCCACAGUCAAACCAGUAACAAAAACAGCUCGUCCUUCAACAGUUCCAAAAACUUCCGAUUCAAAAACAACCAUACUCUCUACUGCACCGGAAGGUAGUGCUUCAUCAACUACUGUUCCGGCAGCUUCAACAACAAAACCAAAUGUACGGCCACCUCAAUCGUCUACUAAACCACCGACAAAAGCAGCUUCAAGUACCACUGCUUCUUCAUCUUCGCAUGCUGCAUCAUCAACUGCUGCAUCACGUAUAACUGCAACUACAACUAAGCCAACCGUUCCAAAACAACGACCAACAUCACAUACUCGUACUACAGCUUCACGGCCAUCGACAGCAACUCAUACAUCGACUACUGCUCCACCAAAACGUUCGAGUAGUGCUAGUCGUCCAUCAACAGCUGAUGCCUCGACGCGUGCAUCACGUUCAACUGCAGCUGAAGGUGCUUCAGGAACAACGGUUGUUAGUAGUAAACCACAAUGGAAUUCUACUACAUCCAAAGUUGGCUCUCUUCAAAAUACAGCACAUAAAGCUGGAGGUGGUGCUGCUAAGAUCGCCACGCAAAAAUUACAAUGGACUGCAAAAUCAAAAAUUGGUUCACUUGAAAACGCUCAUCAUAAGCCAGGUGGUGGUGCAGUUAAAAUUGAAAGUAAAAAACUUGAUUUCAAAGAGAAGGCUAAACCAAGAACGGAUACUGGUAAAAACGAAACAAUGGCAUCAGGCGACGAUGCAAGUGCUAGUGCAACAGUUAAUGAUGAACAUCAAAAUCACGAUGAGCCAACAAAUGAAAAUGCAAAAUCACAAAACGCUGAGAACGGUGACAAAUAA
This is a messenger RNA of Rotaria socialis, 2100 nucleotides long. The record is from the annotation of a GenBank genome assembly. Lineage: Eukaryota; Metazoa; Rotifera; Eurotatoria; Philodinida; Philodinidae.